This is a messenger RNA of Letharia columbiana, 1563 nucleotides long. RefSeq lists its product as uncharacterized. The record is from RefSeq and is a predicted model, not a curated record. The transcript has 2 exons. Bases 1 to 1563 code for a protein of 520 amino acids. Lineage: Eukaryota; Fungi; Ascomycota; Lecanoromycetes; Lecanorales; Parmeliaceae.
AUGGCUACUCAACCAGAGGGCGUGGCUUACACCGUCAAUGAUCAUCAUAAUGAACAGCAUAUACCAAACCGUCCACAGACAAGCCAGCGAAAAUCCUCCUUCUCAGAAGCCCUCACCAAAAUCACCUCAAAUACCUUCAAUAGACGGCGUACAAAUACAGGUAUCCCAAGCUCUACUUCUUCAAUUGCCAUCAACCACCAUUCUCGCAUACCAACUCCAGCGGGCAUCGACCGUAGCACCUCAUUCUUCAGCACCCUUAACACCUUUGCUUCCAAGUCCACCACAUCUACGAGCGAGGAAAGCCCACAGCCACCCCUCACCAGACGCUCUCGCAAGAUCUCUGAACGUUUAGCUCAGACUCCAUUCUUCAGUCACCAGCAUCAGCAACAGUGCGCCUUGACACCUAGAAAUAACCGCGAAUCAAGCGUCAAAAUCGAGCAACGAGGCCUAAUGCAGCCAGUUCAUCCGCCGCUGCCUCGCAGCAACACGAUCGGUAACCUCGGCCAGAGCCAACAGAGCUCACCUCACACGCCUGGCUUCAUGCGUCCGACAACCAGCAGCGCUCGUCGUAGCAGCACAAUGGGACGCAGUAAUACCGCAGCACCUAGCAGCAUGGCGGGGGGUAGCAAUAUUGCAGUGCAAUGCCAGAGGAAUUCUUCUCUACGUACCAUCACAGGCUCCAGCACUCCGAGCAAGACCCCAACACAGGCACGUCAAGUCCCAGCCGACGCGUUCCCCGCCCGUAACGACAGUCUCGUAUCUGCUCCCAGCAUGACAGACGGGCCAGGGCCAGCUUUCGAAUCAGAGACUAACUCAACUGAUUACAGCGAUGGGGCGAAUUUUCAGGUCACUAAUCAGCAUGCUCAUGAGAUAGUUAUGACCAAAGAGAGCGAUAACGGUAAGCCCAAGGCAUCGGCUGACCAUAUGUAUCAAAUUCGCCGAGGUCCUCAAGCCAAAGACGCCAAGAGAGGCAUCUUGAAGUCCAACAACAAGAACCACAAUCUCAGCGAAGAUCUCAGCAACCUCUACGUCGACGGCGAGGUGGAUAGCAGCAAGGGGGAGCGCGAUAUCGAUGAAAUGAAGGCUCGCAGCGAUCAAGGUACACUGGAGUAUUCAGAACGUACAGGAUCUCCUGAAUCUUCGAACCCGCGUUUGAUCCAUGAAGCCCAGGCCCCCAUGUGGUGGCUAGGCCGCUACACGGCCCUCUCAGACCGUUUCCGCACCAGUGCCCUUCCCUCCCCGCCCUCUUCGCCCUCCAGACCCCAAUCCUCUAAAACCGAAUUCUCCUCUAUGAACGAACCCUCUCAAACUGGGCUUACCUCAGCCUCCAGCUCCAACGCAAACCACCCCAUGCAUGACACGGAUCGCCGCAACCGCCGCGUCUACAUCCACCUGCGCUCUCUCUGCACGACCGAGGAGGCGCGCGCCAGCUUGGACGAAUUCAAGGGGAUCAUGGAAGCGAGGGAGAAGAAGAUAGCAGCGGGUUCGCAAGGCAAAACUGUGAAGGAAAAGCAGGGGUGGUUGGAGGGGUUGAUGGGGAAGAAGAAAAAGGGGGAGAAGUGA